AUGUCGAAGGCUGUACCCUUGGGCCAAUUAAAACGAAUUAAUAGCAGGUACAAUAUUUUUACAAGUAUUCGACUACCACUCCAAAAUUUGUCUUCGGACCAUAGCACAAAGUUGAGGGCAUCAAUAAAGGACAAUUUCUGUACUACGAAAGAGCCAACAACAUGUUCAUCAAGAAUUUUGGAUGGAUAUAUCUCACCUUUUGAUUCGACGGUUGCUAAUAUUUUAGAGAAUAGUGGUUCUACUACCAUAAUUGGGAAAACGAACCUUGAUGAAUUUGGCAUGGGAAAUUCGACUCUUAACUCGCAUUUUGGGCCUACAUUGAAUCCUUUAUAUCCUCAAAAGCAUGAUAUAGUGUGCGGUUACACUGAAAAUGCUUUUUGGACCUUGAAAAGCAAUAAUUCUAUUAAUGCUGAAAUUCUUCAUGAAAAGCCAAAGGAUCCAUCACGCUACCUAGAGCACCGCUAUUUAAGGCCGAAACACAGAACAGAUUAUAAAAUUGAUCCAAAAAUGAGAAUUGUUGGUGGAUCAUCUGGUGGGGCUGCAGCAUCUGUUGCAUCUAAUUUGGUAGAUUUUGCAAUCGGAUCGGAUACUGGAGGAUCCAUUCGUCUCCCUGCUUGUUAUACAUCCACAUUCGGAUAUAAACCAUCAUAUGGACGAAUAUCUAGAUGGGGCUUGGUUCCAUAUGCCCAGAGCUUAGAUACAGUUGGCAUAAUCUCAAAACGAAUUGAGUUAAUUAGCCAAAUAUUUAAACAGUUGGAUGUUCAUGAUAAAAAUGAUCCAACAUCGCUUGCUAGUAAUAAAAGAAUUGGCGAUAAAGAUAGAUGGGAAAAAGAUGGUGAGAAGUUUAAGGUUGGUAUACCAAUUGAGUUUUUACUCAGUGAUAUGCGCCCAGGUAUAAGAAAGGUGUGGAGCCGUUUCUUGGGACUGUUGAGAAACUGCAAACUAAUUGAUAUUUAUCCGAUUUCAAUUCCCUCAAUAAAAAUUGCACUUCCGGCAUAUUAUACUCUAGUUACUGCAGAGGCAUCUUCAAAUUUAUCUCGGUUUGAUGGAAUUAGAUAUGGUUAUAGAUCAGAUAAAUUUAGUGAUACCGUUCCUGAGUUUACCGAAACUAGAUACAGAGGAUUUGGUAAGGAGGUCCGAAGAAGAAUUAUUUUAGGAACGUUUUCCCUUUCAUCUUAUGGAUACGACAGUCAUUUUAUGAAGGCUACGAAGCUCAGAUCAAGAUUGGUUAAUGAGUUUAAUUCUGUGUUCAAAGACAGGCAUGUACUUUUUCCAAAUGACAAUAUUAAUGCCGAGGGGGUGGAUUUCAUCAUAUGCCCUACAUCUGUUUCUAUUCCUCCACUUGUGUGCAAUUAUUCUAAAAUGAGGGUUGUUGAUUCAUACCUUAAUGAUGUUUUAACUAUUCCUGCAUCUCUAGCCGGAAUCCCAACUUUAAAUAUUCCAUUUGGCGGAGAAUCUAGAGGAUUUCAAAUCAUGGCACAGUAUGGAUACGAUUACAAAGUCCUUUACUUCGCCAAAAAAGUGCUAGAAAACUUAUAG
Molecule: messenger RNA, 1539 nt
Organism: Brettanomyces bruxellensis
Lineage: Eukaryota; Fungi; Ascomycota; Pichiomycetes; Pichiales; Pichiaceae
Exons: 1
Coding region: 1-1539 (512 amino acids)
Biological process (GO): glutaminyl-tRNAGln biosynthesis via transamidation; mitochondrial translation
Cellular component (GO): glutamyl-tRNA(Gln) amidotransferase complex; mitochondrion
Molecular function (GO): glutaminyl-tRNA synthase (glutamine-hydrolyzing) activity
Source: RefSeq, a predicted model, not a curated record